This is a messenger RNA of Sorex araneus (European shrew), 481 nucleotides long. It is a transcript of the gene S100A9, whose product is annotated as S100 calcium binding protein A9. Gene Ontology annotation, molecular function: calcium ion binding. Gene Ontology annotation, cellular component: nucleus; extracellular exosome; cytoplasm. Gene Ontology annotation, biological process: autocrine signaling; neutrophil aggregation; peptidyl-cysteine S-nitrosylation. The transcript is spliced from 2 exons. NCBI's taxonomy places the organism in Eukaryota, Metazoa, Chordata, Mammalia, Eulipotyphla, Soricidae. The record is from RefSeq and is a predicted model, not a curated record. The coding region runs from base 22 to 384 and encodes 120 amino acids.
UGCACGGAGAGAGCAGUCGGCAUGGCAUCGCGGAUGGAGGCCAGCAUAGAGAACAUUAUCAACACCUUCCAUCAGUACUCCACCAGGCUGAAGCACCCGGACACCCUGAACUACGCUGAGUUCAAAGACCUGGUCAAAAAGGAGCUGCCGAACUUCCUCAAGCAAAAGAACAGGGACGAGGCCGCCCUCAAAGACAUCAUGGAGGACCUGGAUACGAAUGCAGACAAGCAGCUGAGCUUCGAGGAGUUCACCAUGUUGGUGGCAAAGUUGGUUGUCGCCUCCCAUGAGGAGAUGCACAAGAACACUCCCAAAGGGCCUGGCCACAGCCAUGGGCCGGGGCUCGGGGAGGCGCGUCAAGGCCAUGGACGUGGCCAUUGCCACUAAUCAGGAACCAGCCCACGGCCCUGCUCAACUGAGGCUCCAGGACCACCUACCACGUGCCUGAGUUACGGGCUGAGGGGUCAAGUGAUGGGGGCCAAAA